CAUUUUUUUCGUGGAUAAGUGCAUGCUGUUGAUAUAUGACAUCCAUAGUAUUUUUCUUAUUGCAAAAAAUCCUGAAAUAUGUGUAAACAAGUUCGUACAUAACAUUGACGAUACGGUAAGCAGACGGAAGAAAAUGUUUCAUAGUUUGAAAUUCAUAAACCCGCGGUGAUGCUUGAUACGUAUCCCCCGCGGAUGUAUUAUUGACGGUACUUACAAGUCAAUUUAUUUAAUGUUGAGGAUUGUUGUUCACCUGCCAAGGCGCAAAUUCGCAAAACAGAAAUUUUGUACUUUGUCGUAAAGCGUAGAGAAUCGUCAUGUUUUGCGAAAGAAUCACCUCAAAUAGCAAAGUAAACAAAAACAUGUUUGUAGAAACGUAAAUAAUCCUCAGGCAAUAUGUAAUUUUUUCCAAAAUCCAGACUAGAAACCGACUUUCUCUAUGGACCCAGACUCAUUUAAAGGUGGUACAGGAAGUGUCGGCCUCAUCUUCCGGCCCAGGGGUCUUUCUUUACGUAAUCGAACUGGAGGAAGGAGAAGAUAGUAGACCUUUUUGUCCGCAUCCUAUCCCCUCAAACGAAAAAGAAAGCUUUCACUUUCCAUCUCUCCAAUGUGGUUGGCUGUCUUUCUGUGUGCUUUUAUAUUUGGCCUUCUUCUCCUCCUUGAUGCCAAAAAACCCACCAACUUUCCACCAGGUCCUAAAUGGUAUCCUUUUGUGGGAAGUGCACUCUGUGUCGCCAAGAUGAGGCAGAACAUGGGAGGAUAUUUGUACAAAGCGACUGCUGAACUAGCGAGGCAGUACGGACCGAUCGUGGGCCUCAAAGUCGGUAAGGACAGACAGGUAAUCUGUUGCGAUUACCCGACUAUCAAGGAGAUGCUCACCAUGGAGGAGUUCGACGGAAGGCCACAGGGGCCGUUUUAUGAAACGAGGACCUGGGGAACUCGAAGAGGGCUCUUGUUAACAGACGAAGAGUUUUGGGUUGAACAGAGAAGAUUUGUUCUAAGGCAUCUUCGUGAAUUUGGAUUCGGAAGAAGAACCAUGGCUGAACUCGUUGAAACCGAGGCGGAACAUUUAUUGUCAGUCUUUAAAGAAAAUGUGAAUAAAGGUAACGGUAAAGCCAUAGUGGAAAUGGCUGAUGCUUUUGGAGUGAAUGUUCUCAACACGCUUUGGAUGAUGAUGGCAUCAAUCCGUUACUCUCCUGAUGAUAAAGAAUUAAAAAAGCUUCAGAAUCUUUUGACAGAGCUUUUCGCUAACAUAGAUAUGGUGGGAACUCUCUUUUCUCAAUUUCCUGUUUUGAGACACAUUGCUCCGGAAAUAUCUGGCUAUAAACAGUUUAUUGACAUACACCAGCGGGUCUGGACCUUCUUGAAGACUGAACUUGACAACCACAAAAAGACCUUUUGCAAAGGAGAGCCUAGAGACCUUAUGGACGUUUAUCUGGAAAUGCUAAACUCAGAAGAUAGGAAACCAAGUUUCUCAGAAUCACAACUUUUGGCCAUAUGUAUGGAUAUGUUUAUGGCUGGUUCUGAGACGACAAGCAAAUCGUUGGGUUUCGGCUUCCUGUAUAUGGUUCUGACACCAGAAGUACAGAGAAAAGCACAAGAAGAAAUAGACAGAACUGUCGGGAGGGACAGAUUACCGACACUUCAAGACAGGCCAAACAUGCCCUACAUUGAGGCGAUUGUGUACGAAUCGGUCCGUGUUUUCAUGGGAAGGACUUUCAGCAUACCUCACAGAGCUCUCAAAGAUACUGUCCUUAAUGGAUACAACAUUCCAAAGGAUACAAUGAUUAUUGCUAACUUUAAUGGAACCCUCAUGGAUAAAACGCUCUGGGGAGAUCCUGAGAACUUCAGACCUGAUCGAUUCCUUGAUGAAUCAGGAAAGAUUCAUGUUCCUGACUACUAUCUGCCAUUUGGUUUUGGUAAACACCGUUGCAUGGGGCAAACACUGGCAAGAAGCAAUAUAUUUCUAUUCACAGCGACACUUUUGCAACAUUUUAAUUUUGAAAUCCCACCAGGCCAAGAACCACCGGACACAAAAGGCAUUGACGGGGUCACUCCUUCACCAGGGCCAUAUUACGCCCUGGUCACCCCCAGGACAUAAAAUAUUCAGUUAGUUUUAAUAAAUCAAAAUUUUGUUUUUGUAAAUUUUGUAUAAUUUACUAUAUUUUUUAAACCUGAUUUUUUAGUUUUUAAUACUAAGUUUGCUCUAAAUUUGUGAUAUAUAUUUUAUGAUUGAAACAUUUGAAGUAAAAUUGAAAAACAAUGUAAAUAAACUCUUACGUUUAGUGUAU
Cimex lectularius (bed bug) is the source of this 2288-nucleotide messenger RNA. RefSeq names its product probable cytochrome P450 303a1 (gene Cyp303a1). Gene Ontology annotation, molecular function: oxidoreductase activity, acting on paired donors, with incorporation or reduction of molecular oxygen, reduced flavin or flavoprotein as one donor, and incorporation of one atom of oxygen; iron ion binding; heme binding. Gene Ontology annotation, cellular component: cytoplasm; intracellular membrane-bounded organelle. The transcript is spliced from 9 exons. The record is from RefSeq and is a predicted model, not a curated record. Gene Ontology annotation, biological process: xenobiotic metabolic process. The coding region runs from base 605 to 2098 and encodes 497 amino acids. Lineage: Eukaryota; Metazoa; Arthropoda; Insecta; Hemiptera; Cimicidae.